UCACUGACGGCAGCGGGCUUGGUACCUUGGACCAUGAAAUGAACAACGCGGGGGCAGGGUUUAUGACUGCAGCCUUUCUCCUAAGGAAAGAAUUACAAGCCGCGGGAAAGUUAUCUGACUAUGUUGCCACCAUGAAAUGGUACAACGACUUCGGCGAGAUUUACCAAGCUCCAUUUGAAUACGUUGGUACAACCGCUGAUCGAAUGAGAACUAUUUCAUUGUGGAGAUUAUUUGCUGUCCUUAUGAUGCCUACCUCCACAACAAAAGAAAAACAGGAGAAAAUUCGUGACAUGAAAGCACUUGGCCGAUGGUACGCCAACGCCUUAUCUCCAAAUGAAGGUUUUGCAGGAACACUUAAGCCUGACUACGUUGGUUACCAUCACAACAGUUACUAUGCUUCUGCUUACACACCCCAUGCUUUACACAAGGCUGCACUCAUUCAGUACCUGCUUAGCGGGACAGAAUUUGCAUUAGGCGCUGAGACGGAGGGAAACAUUAAGAAAGGACUUGAAGUAAUGAGGAUUGUCUCUGUUAAAUAUUCUUCACCAAACAGCGUCUCAGGUCGCUUUCCAGGAUUCAGUCGCGUAAUUCUGGCAAAGUCCUUCCCUGCUUAUGCUUAUGCUGCUGCCACUGCUCCAGUUUUGAACGAUGACGGCUCUUUUGGUGAAAUUUCUACUUUCAACAAUGAAACCCUCCAGAUGUUUUUGCGGCUGUACGACACAACGGAAAAAGCGGUUAACGAUUACCUGGGAGAUGGAGCGAUUUUUACUAAUAUUUAUUAUCUGAAUUCCAUUGGCUCGGUUAACAUCAUGGAGGAAAUUCACAAAAAGGCCAAUGCAAUGAGCAUCCAAGCAGAGAGCUCUCCCCAAGGAUGUUGGACCAAGAAUUAUGCAGCAUUUAUCAUCCAAAGACGAGAAGACUGGGCGGUCACUGUUAAAGGAUUCAACAAAUAUAUUUGGGACUUUGAAGCUUCAGGAAAACAGAAUGUCUUUGGGCUUUAUCAGAGUCAUGGCGCGUUACUUGUAGCAAACAGCGAGGAGGCUCUUUUAACGCACGAUAUCGACAAUGGCUGGGACUGGACACGACAUCCGGGUACUACAACUAUCAAAAUGGAUCUCGAUCAGCUGAUAAGCGAUAACCGCAGAUAUUUUCAACCAAAGCGAUUGGCUGGAGGAUUAACAUUGGUCGGCGGUGGGGACUAUGCAUCUGGGAUUUUUGGAAUGGAGUUUUCCCAGCCUCCCUAUCGCUUUCCAUCUGGAUCCUUUCAAUUGGACAUCAACUUCAGCUUUAAAAAGAGCGUGUUCUUUGCUGAUUACGUCAUCAUUUGCUUAGGCACUGGUAUCACCUCUUCUAACAGCUCUCCGAACAUCACGCAGACUUCAUUGUUCCAGAACAAGCUGCUAGAUUCCGAUAAUCCGUCAUCUAUUCUCAUAAACACUACCACCCACUCACUCAGUACUGAUUUAACUAGAGAGCCUUCCUUUUUUGGAGACGGGGACAAUGCGGCUACGCUAAGAGAUGUUAACGGGAAUGGUUACUACAUUCCUAAUCCUAACAGCCAAGGACUAAACAUGAAGAUCAGCCUGCAAACAUCCAGGGACCAAAGUGGAAGAGCAAGAGAGACAUCAGCUCGGUAUGCUACAGCUUGGCUUAACCAUGGCGUCAAUCCAUCGGACGCGAAGUAUGAAUACACUAUAGUUGUGAACAAACCUGCAAACGUUGUCCAGGUACUGGCCACAAGGCAAGCAAGUGACAACAAAGUAUAUGAAGUUCUCCACAAAGACAACAAAGCCCACGUGGUAAAGAUCAAUGAUUGUCCCAGGGCUGGUGAAACUCAGUACGGAUAUGUUUUCUUCGACAAAUCUGUCCGCACCCCUGGUCCAGUUAGGCGCGUGGACAAGGUGCCUUGUAUUGUGAUGGUGGAAGAGGUGGAUAACAACAACUUAUACAUCGCUGUCUCUUCUCCUGAUCUUAAUUUCAACAUUACCAGAGACCUGGAAGUUGGUAGCCAGGUUAACGGCGAUGAACGGUUUUACUCUAUCAGUAUGCCAGUAGAAAUACAGGUGUUUGUCAGAAAUGCUGUACAUGUGACUACUGGGGACGUGAGGGUGAACGGAGCCGUUGUCCCAGGUACCGACAAAACAAAUCAUGUGACAGUGAAGCCGAAACCGGGCAGCACUACAGAAGGGCGUGUUAUCAAGUUCAAACAGCUUGUGAAGGGAUUCAGCAAGGAAGUUAAACUCACGCGAUGAGCUCAAGAGGAGAAACUACCAGGAUGGAUUGUGAUUGGCUGGCUAUAAAUUAUUUCCUUUGCCGUUGGUCAUGCAGAUCGACUUUGUUUGGACUCUGUAUGUUCUUUCAGUUGGUUUUUCAUUACAUGACUUGAUUUUGUGUCAUGAGCAUAAAUGUAACAAGACAUGAAGCAAUAAAUUGCAUUGUCCUGAUAUACGAGUUGUACAGUUUCGAUGAACUUACCUCCAUUCAGAUCGAAGAAAGCAUAAACAGC
This is a messenger RNA of Orbicella faveolata, 2506 nucleotides long. RefSeq lists its product as uncharacterized. The record is from RefSeq and is a predicted model, not a curated record. Gene Ontology annotation, biological process: glycosaminoglycan catabolic process; carbohydrate metabolic process. Gene Ontology annotation, cellular component: extracellular region. Gene Ontology annotation, molecular function: carbohydrate binding; lyase activity. NCBI's taxonomy places the organism in Eukaryota, Metazoa, Cnidaria, Anthozoa, Scleractinia, Merulinidae.